Molecule: messenger RNA, 1434 nt
Organism: Fonsecaea erecta
Lineage: Eukaryota; Fungi; Ascomycota; Eurotiomycetes; Chaetothyriales; Herpotrichiellaceae
Exons: 1
Coding region: 1-1434 (477 amino acids)
Biological process (GO): DNA repair; DNA alkylation repair
Cellular component (GO): nucleus
Molecular function (GO): zinc ion binding; dioxygenase activity
Source: RefSeq, a predicted model, not a curated record
AUGGACGCGUUCAUCUUGCGCAAACGACGUCGCGCGUCUCUGCCACAGAGCGACCUGGCACCCAAACCUGACCCCAUACCACCAACCGGCGAGGAGGACGAGGAAUCGACUGAUGUCAAACUGGCAAUCCUUUCUUCUCUGUACCCAAACACAUCUCAGGAUGACUUGUUGGAAGUCCUGCUUGGCUGUGACGGCUCCGUGCACGCUGCCACCAAAGCACUCUCGACUGCUGGGCAGGAUGCCGGCCCGCCACCGAAGCGACGAAUGAUCGGUGCCAGUAUGCAGACAGGUCUGCCGUACGCGCCAGAGAACAAGAGUCCUUCGAAAUCAACAGGGCAACAACCGCUGACUAGGAAGGGCAAAACUCUCCACCUCUACACGCCACAAGACAUCGCAAACCACACACCCUGUUCCAUCAUCCACAAUUUCCUGCCCUCCCAUCUCGCAAACGCCCUGCUGGAAGAGCUCCUUGCUGAAGUCCCCAGCUACGAAUCCAUUCAGUUCAAGAUCUUCGACAAUGUCGUCAAGUCCCCGCACACGGCAUGUUUUUACGUCGACAGCUUGGCAGACAUCGAGCGACAGAGAAGCGAGUAUUAUUACAAUGGCAAUGACCUGAGUGAUAUCAGGCAGAUUUUGCCCGUCAUGAAGCAAGUCAGCGGUCUUGUUCGCGAUGCUGUUAACAAGGAAAUUACUACGCGGAUCCGCGACUUCUAUCCGGACGGGAAGAAACUGAAAUAUCAGUCACCUCAGAUAUGGAAGCCCAACGCCGCCUUCGUCAAUUGUUAUGAUGGUGGCGCGCAACAUGUGGGCUAUCACUCUGACCAACUCUCCUAUCUUGGGCCCCGGGCCAUCAUAGGGAGCUUGAGUCUCGGAGUUGCAAGGGAGUUUCGCGUCCGGAAAAUCGUGCCCAAGGACGACCCUGACCAAAAUGACAAUUCUGAGAGCAUUUCGUCUGCGGCAGACGUGUCGGGCCAAAUUGCCAUCCAUCUCCCACACAACUCUCUCCUUGUGAUGCAUGCCGAGAUGCAGGAGGAGUGGAAGCACAGCAUCGCGCCGGCCCUUACGGUCGUGCCUCAUCCUGUCGCGGGGAACAAACGCAUCAACAUCACCUAUAGGUGGUAUCGAGAAGAAUUCCGCCCCAAGCACACGCCAAAGUGCAGAUGCGGGGUCCCUUGUGUUUUGAAAACAGUACAGAAACAGAAGGCUAACAGGGGUCGAUACAUGUGGAUGUGUCAGGUUGGCAAUAAGCCCAGCGGUGGUGAGGGAUGUGGCUGGUUCGAAUGGGCGAGAUUUACAGAUGAUGGGGUCCCUGUGGGUUGGAAGGGUGGUACGAAAGGGGAGGAGAGUCGGCUGGAGGAACUGGAGGCCCAACAAACGACGGGCAAUGAGGCUGGCUCACAAGCCCACGAGACUUCGAGCUCUGAGGGCGAGUAA